AUGCCACAGGACCAUCUGGCACUCAUCACAUCACUCUCUGUUGAAAUCGACAUCUACCGGAUCAUGAAGUGGCCACCUCAUAUCGACAUCCGAUUCAAGUCUUUUUAUGAGGAAGUCUUCAGGAUCCUGCUCUGUGAGCUUAAGAACGUGAAAGAUCUUCGGUUCUCAAUCGCGGGAUUGUCGCAGCAUGCUGGCAGCCCAGUGCAGUGGAUCAGCCACGACGAAUGGGAUUGGAUUGCGCCAUGGGAGGGAUUGGCGUCUAGUCGGAGUUGGAGAAGGCUAGAGAUCGCGGUACCAAGAGCCUGGGUCCCUGAGUUUGAGGGAGUGGUGCAGCGGAACAGCGUUGUGGAGGAGCAGAAGAGGUAUCGGCUUGUGGUUGGGAGUGAUGGUUGGCCUAGAGGGUGGUAG
Aspergillus oryzae RIB40 is the source of this 408-nucleotide messenger RNA. RefSeq lists its product as uncharacterized. NCBI's taxonomy places the organism in Eukaryota, Fungi, Ascomycota, Eurotiomycetes, Eurotiales, Aspergillaceae. The coding region runs from base 1 to 408 and encodes 135 amino acids. The transcript has a single exon. The record is from RefSeq and is a predicted model, not a curated record.